Messenger RNA from Fopius arisanus, 2021 nucleotides. RefSeq names its product leucine-rich repeat-containing protein 57. Lineage: Eukaryota; Metazoa; Arthropoda; Insecta; Hymenoptera; Braconidae. Gene Ontology annotation, molecular function: protein binding. Bases 613 to 1335 code for a protein of 240 amino acids. The record is from RefSeq and is a predicted model, not a curated record. The transcript has a single exon.
UUGCACCAGUGUUCGCCACAACUCAUUGACAAUAGCCUGUCAUCACGUUCCGUAAUUUCUUUCAGAAAGUGAAGUGACAAUUUCCCAAGAGUCUCCUUUCACCUGAAGUCCUCCGAAAUUGGAGGAAUCCUUCCAGUGCCUCGAGCUGUCAUCGUAUUUUCGGCUGCCAAUCAACUCGCAUGGAUCACUCCCAUAUUUUCCACUAAAAUUCAAUUUUGGAGUUGCAAAAUCACACGUGUCUGUCAAGGAGGUGGCGACACCGAGUAUUUAACCUGCCCAGUCAAGUAAAAAAUCUAAUAAACUGAUAAAUCCAAUUAUGAAGAGAAACUUCUCGUGAAGUUCACCUCGGAAUUUUCUCCCCAAAAACCCAAAAGACACCCAAACUCUCGAGAGCCUCUAAUUUCGGCGGGAAGCUGUAAAAGUUCGAAUUCGCAAUCAAAUUCGAUUAAUUUAUUAUUAGUCAUCAAUCCAAUAAAAAAGUCUCAACAAGACAAAACAACAAAAUAAAAAUCCUCCAUCAAUUAAAAUAAUUAAUAAAUUUAAACAAAACGAUUUUUAAUGCAAUAGAGAGAAAAGAAAGUCAGGGUAAAAUUCACAGAGUACAGAAGAUAAAUGAAAAUGGGAAACGCAAAGAUAAAGCAGCACUACGAGACAGCGAAAAAGACUGGAAUAAUGAAUUUGUCUCAGAGGAAGAUGCUGGAGUUGCCAGCAAAUCUCCAGAUGUUGGUGCCAGUGCUGAGAACCCUGGACCUCUCCCAGAAUAUGUUUAAGGUGAUUCCUGAUGAGAUCGGGAUAUACACGGUGAUGAAGCAGCUGAACCUGAGUCAGAAUAAGUUGAGGACAUUACCAGAUGCCAUCGGUCUCCUGGUGAAGCUGGAGAUCCUGAACGCCAGCUGUAACCUGAUAAAUUCGUUACCCGAUUCCCUCUCCAAUCUCUCCAACCUUAAACAGGUUAAUCUGUCUCAGAAUCACAUCACAGAGUUUCCCCUGGUGUUCAGUGGACUCAAACACCUGGAUAUGCUGGACGUCUCCAAAAAUAAGCUGACUGUGGUGCCAGAUGGGGUGGCGGGUCUUCACGUCACUGAGUUAAAUCUCAAUCAGAAUCAAGUGGCCGUCCUCUCGGAGAAGAUCGCCGAGUGUCCCAGGCUGAAAAUCCUCAGGCUCGCGGAGAACUGCCUCCAGCUGAACGCCAUUCCUCCCAGAAUUCUCAAGGACUCCAAGAUAUCUAACAUAGCUCUCGAGGGGAACCUCUUCGAAAACAAACAGAUUGCACAUCUCGAGGGGUAUGAUCAGUAUAUGGAACGAUUUACUGCUGUCAAGAAAAAAAUGUUCUAAUUUUUACGGAGAAGGAAACACAUGGAGAAACAUUUUAGAGGAAAAUUUUGGAGGUCCAGUGGGAAAAUGAGAGAAUUCCAAUUUUGUAUUUUCGUUCAAUUUCCAUUGAUCUCGGAAACUAUUGGUUCUAAACGGAAAUGUUAAAAGAUCUUCUUUGUAGCAAAUUUAGUCAGCUGCAAAAAAGUCCACUAAUGUUUUUUAUACGAAUCCAUAGUUCUAGCGGAAAAACGAAAUUUAUGAAAUAUGGUAAACCUUAAUUGUUUCAAUUUAUGCUGAAUUCUUUGCUAGGAAAGAGGAAAAUACGAUAAGAACUAAAUUAGGACCAGCAAUGAAUUUUUCUGUGUUUCUGUCAAUAAUUCAUGUUAAUACGGGAAAAAGAUUUGUCAGCAAUUCCCUUCGUACUUUGUGUCGUUUCCUCAAAUUUUUCACUGCAUUCGAAUUUUCAUCGGAAAUUCUUCUCCGUAAUGACGAAUCCUCUCGAUUGUGUUCAGUUGGGAGCUAUUGAGAUUUUUUUCUCCGAAUAUAUGUGGUUAUUGUAAUAGACCAUUUGUACCUGCACCUUUACGAUUUUCUAUGACUUCGGACGAAAGAUUAAUAGGAGAUAGUUUUCUGUAUUAAUUGUGAAUAUUAAUGAUGUAUUUAAAAGUUGAGGAGAUUGAGAAUUAAAUAAAAUUUGUGGAAAUUCA